AUGGGCUCGAAUUCAUGUUCUUCUUCUUCUUCUCCAAAUCCUAAGAAAUUGAAAUUCAGACUCAGUCCCUUCCUCUGCUUCUUAUUCUUAUUCCUCAACUUCCCCACCGCCACAGCUUUUUUCCGAAACCCGUUUCGGAAACCCGAAAUCUCCUACUCCCAGCACUGCAAUGACGUCGUUCCCGAGCCCCCUUUAUCCUCCGACAAUGUCCCUGUUUCCCACUCCAACGAUUUCCUCAGCUUCCAAUUCGCAUUUUUCUCCGGCGGCGUCGGAAUCUUCAACCGAACAUCUGAGUCCGGGAUAUCUCUCUCCUUCAACCCCUCAUAUAUCAAAAACACCACCUCCCACGGCGUUCACAAGGUCAAAGCCACCCUGAACAUUCGAGACCCGUGGAAGCAAUCUGUUUUCGGUCGGCGGCGUUUGAUUAGUAUUAGGUAUCGGGAAGACGAUUCGGUGUUUUCGGUUAAUGGGUAUUGGUCAGAAUCUUCUGGGAAGCUUUGUAUGGUCGGAUCAGGGAAGAGUUAUGUUGGUUCGUUUAGUUCAAAAUAUCCAGAUGUUGUUCUUAAGCUUAAUUAUUCAAAAAAUAAUAGCAUUUAUGGUAGUUUGAUUGGUGGAACAUUAGAAUGUUUGCAUAUGAAAAAUGAUUAUAAUUACUUUGAACCGAUUCUGAUAUUGGGUUUGUCACAAAAUCCAGAUUAUGAGUAUGCAAAGGUUGAUAAGAGUGAUUGUUUGAGUGCGCAGAAAGGUGAUGGAGAUAUUAAUUUGUCUCCAAGCAAAUUGGACCGCGGUGUUUGUUUCUUUUUUGAUGGCCAGACUAGUCUUCAUGAAUUGGAAUAUUGGAGUGAUUGUGGUAGUGUGAAUUGCAAUCCUUUACGUGGGAGUAUUGAGUAUUUGCCUUACUAUAUUGCUUAUCGUGGGGUUAGGUGUGACCAGCGCAGCAGAAAGGUGCAGUUGUUGUUGGGUUUUCCCAAUCCUAAUGAUAUGGAAUCUGAUUUUCCCGGUCCUAAUGCAACAUUAAUUGCUGAGGGUGCUUGGGAUGAGAAUGAGAAUAAGUUUUGUGGUGUUGCAUGCAGAAUUUUGGCUAAUGCUUCUGUUGGAGAUUGUGAAAUUGGGUUUAGUUUAAGAUUUCCGGCGGUAAUGUCAUUAAGGAAUUGGGGUAGUAUGGUGGGGGAAAUUUGGAGCAAGAAAGAUGUGAAGGAUUCAGGUUACUUUGGAAGAUUUGGGUUUCAGAAUUGGGUAGGAGUGAUUGACCCCCAAGGUCUUAGAUAUGAGUAUACUAAGAUUGAGGCUGUAAGAAAUUCUUGUGCACAAGGGAAGGAAAUUGUUAGGGGCAAGGGAAAGUCUUAUCCUGAUGGGUUUUCCCUCGACAUGGGAUUUGGUUUGUUGGUGAGGAACACUGAAGGAAAGGUAGCGUCGGGUUUCUUAAGGCCACAAUUUGUGGGAGAUGUGAUUUAUGUUCAUCAGAAUGAGCUGAAAAGUAACCAUAGCAGAAUGCUGAAUAUGAGUUACAAGAUAACCUUCUUGUUUGAGGCUGAUGGUUUAUCCAAAUUAGUCAUUAUUUCUGCUGAAGGAAUAUAUGAUAGGGAUAUUGGUCUCCUGUGCAUGAUAGGAUGUCGGCAUCUUGAUUUUGAAUCACAUGAUCGAAAUUCGAUAAAAAAUGGUUCAGUGGACUGUGAAACAAGGGUUACUGUUCAAUUCCCUCCACUGCAUGCAGAGCAGGAUGAAAUUGCUAAGGGAACUAUUGAAAGCAGGCGAUCAAAGUCAGAUCCUCUUUACUUUCAACCUCUUCAACUGUCUUCAAAUUCGAUGACCACUACCCAAGCUAAAAAAUCCAUUUGGAAAAUGAAUUUGGGGAUUACCAUGGUUGUGAUUUGUUGUGGUGGUCUGCUAUUUGGUGUGCUAUUUAAAGGCCACUGCAUUCUUCCCAAAAGGUUUAGAGACAGUUCUAAAUACGAGGAAUUACCUGUUAUUGGCAAUGACAAAUUGUAA
Quercus robur (English oak) is the source of this 1989-nucleotide messenger RNA. RefSeq lists its product as uncharacterized. The record is from RefSeq and is a predicted model, not a curated record. NCBI's taxonomy places the organism in Eukaryota, Viridiplantae, Streptophyta, Magnoliopsida, Fagales, Fagaceae. Gene Ontology annotation, cellular component: intracellular membrane-bounded organelle. Bases 1 to 1989 code for a protein of 662 amino acids. The transcript has a single exon.